Molecule: messenger RNA, 684 nt
Organism: Peniophora sp. CBMAI 1063
Lineage: Eukaryota; Fungi; Basidiomycota; Agaricomycetes; Russulales; Peniophoraceae
Source: the annotation of a GenBank genome assembly
AUGCACUCUCCCAGCCUUUCCUCCUUCAUCUGCCUCUCGCUCAGCCUCGCCGCUGGUGCCGCACCUGCCACCCCAAUCCAAUCGCAAAAACGCGCCCUCGGCACCCUCAUCGGCGUGCGGCCCGCUCUCGGCCUCCCGAACAAACGCCUCAUCGACGCCGGCAUCCAGCUCGACGCUGCAAUCGGAGUCGACCUCAAGAAGCGACAAUUGGUCGGCCUCGGGCUUGGACCCACCGUAGCCGUUGAGCCCACCGUUGAGGUUGUGCAUUUCAAGAAGCGGCUGCUCGAUGCUGGUGUUGGUGGCGAGGUGGAUGUUGGGGCGGGACUGGGCGUCGAGGUGAAGCGCGGGCUGGUUGAUGUUGGCCUUGGUACCGAGGUCGAUCUUGUGCCGGGGCUUGGGGUUCAUGUAGCGCGCUUGGUGGACGCGGACGUCGUUGGGGAGGUUGAGGUCGCGCCUUCACUCGACGUCGGGCUCGGGAAGCGUCUGCUGGGCCUCGAGCUCGGCGCUGGGGUCGACGUCGAGGCUGAGGCUGACCUGGCCGUCAGGCGUCAGUUACUCGAAGUCGCCGUUCCGGUGGAAGUUGAUGUUGGGGCCGACGUUGGCGUUGAUGUGAAGCGUCAGUUGUUGGACGUUGGUGUUGGGGCUGGUGUUCGCGUCGAGCCUGAGCUCGGUGUCCACCUUUAA